CAGAUAAUAAGCGGAUAGUAAACAGAGACGACGCACACGAGGACGAGCCUGCACAGAAAGAAGCAGCAGCAGGCCGAGGCAACAUGUGAACGUGAUUUGUGACUAAUGUAGAUGUAGAUUGCAUGCACGUAAACACGCACAGUGAUUAUUUUACACUGCUGUUUUUGUUAUUGUUCAUUGGAAGCCUCAAUUAUGGUUCCGCGUUAAAUCGACGCAGAACCAUCGGCGUAGGGUACGCGGCGACGCACACCGUACGGUGCGCGUCGACGCGUGCCCUACGCCGUAGGCUCUGCGUCGGUGUAACGCGGAACCAUAAGUGCCCAUAGACGCUCAUGGUUGCUGAUGUUUUCCUGGAUGGAAAAGUAGCCCACUAGUCCUGAGCCUGUGUUAGCUGGCUGCUAGGCUAAUUUAUGAUCGGAUCAGCUCGUAUUCUGCCUUUAACUCAUCUUUUUUUCUGUGCAAACAUCAAGCAUUUCGAGGCGCUACUACUGCGUUAUUAACAUGUUUUACCAUUUGACGUAAAAUACUGCUUUUGGCUGCCAUCGCUGUGUCUGAGUCUGUUCAGGUGCAGAGCUGCUGCCGUCCCGCCGUUCACGAUGGCUCAGAACCAAGUGAUCCUGCAGUUCCACUUCGCCACGUUCGGAGACUCCAUGCUGCAGAAGAUGAACCUCCUGCGACACCAGAGACGUUUCUGCGAUGUCACCGUGCGCAUCAACCAGUUGGAAGUUCCCGGUCACAAGGUGGUGUUUGCCGCCGGCUCGUCCUUCUUGAGAGACCAGUUCAUCCUCCAGCAAGACUCUAAAGAGGUCCAGAUUUCCAUGAUCCAGGCAGCAGAAGUGGGCCGGCAGCUGUUGCUGUCCUGCUACACGGGCCAGCUGGAGUUUCCUGAACUGGAGCUGGUGCAUUACUUGACAGUGGCUAGCUUCCUCCAAAUGGGCCAUAUUGUGGAGCAGUGUACACAAGCCCUCAGCAAGUUCAUCAAACCACAGGGUUCACGCCAGUUGAAGGUGAGUGUCGACAUGAAGAGGGAGAAGAAGGACGAGGGCUUGUCCUCCCUGGGACAAAGAGGGAACGAACGCUGCCUGGUGCGGACUGUCCCCCAGGAGGAAGAUGCGGAAGAGGAAGACGAGAUGGUAGUGGGAGAGGUUGAGGGGGGCGAUAAUGGUGACAGUGAUGAUGAUGAUGACGAUGACGAUGAUGAUGUGAUAAUAGAGCCCAAGAGCCCUGUCCAGAUAUUGAGCAGGCAUCCAAAGCAGGGGGUGGUGGAAAACGACAUCACCAUAGUAAAGGUGGAGUCUGUGUCCGACGGAGCAGAAAGCUCCAUCACAGGUCACUUCUCCGCCAGCCCCCCCGCUGCCCUCCAGUCCCCUGAACCUCAACACUCGCUCAUUAACUCCACCGUGGACAGCCGUGGCAGUGAGAUGGCAGUCCCGCCGAGCAUGACCGGGUACCCACACGGCACCCCGCCCGUGUCCCCUCCUGCAGAGAAACACAUCGGACACCAGAGGAACUAUGACAAACCCCUUCAGUGGUACCACCAGUGCCCCAAGUGUGCCCGGGUUUUCCGCCAGCUGGAGAACUAUGCGAAUCACCUGAAGAUGCACAAGCUGUUCAUGUGCCUCCUCUGUGGUAAGACUUUCACACAAAAGGGCAACCUGCACCGACACAUGAGGGUGCACGCUGGCAUCAAGCCGUUCCAAUGUAAAAUCUGUGGAAAGACCUUCACCCAAAAGUGCUCACUGUUGGAUCAUCUAAACCUGCACAGUGGGGACAAGCCACACCGCUGUAACUACUGUGAAAUGGUCUUUGCUCACAAGCCAGUACUCCGAAAGCACCUCAAACAGAUUCACGGCAAGAACAGCUUUGACAAUGCUAAUGAAGCCACCCAGCACGAGGGGGGUCUAGAGUUUGAUUUUGGACGAAAAUAUGAUAUCCCUGAAACUUUUUAAUUUUAUUUAAACUUUUUUUUUUACCUUUUUUUCUUGAAGAGCAAAGCAUUUCUGAAAGAUUGCCAGAUGAGUGGAGAUUUGGCUUUAUCGGCCUCACCCUAAGCUCACCCUGAUGAUUUUAACUGAAGGAUAUGAUCCUAAACAAAACUUUCCAGGUCUGCACUUCACUGUAGCUUCAUUACUGUGGACUGUUGUCUGUUGUGCACAAUACAGCGUAGAUGCCUUCAUGUCAUACUUGAAAAUUAAACACUGAAACAUAAAACAAUGUUUUAGCAUCAUUGGUUUUUAUAACUGAACUCUGUCUUCGUGUGUACUGUCCUAUGGGAGAAAAAAAUGUCAAAAAGGAAAAGUUUCCAUUUGUGUAAUUGCAUAUGGGCUCCAUUGUAGACUUUCUUAACUGUGUUGAUAUAACAUGUACUUGAUAAAUAAUAUAAACUUGAAAGAGUGUUGGUUAAAAUGGAAUGCCAAAGUAUAUGUGUUACCUGAAAAGGUUAUUUUAUAUAGACUUUAUAUCAGAGGUGCAAUUGGACCAAAGUGACAAUGUAUUUGUCCUGUGUUUAUGGAAGUCGUUGUGAUUAUGAAAUAAACUAAUUCUUAAUCAUU
This is a messenger RNA of Cololabis saira (Pacific saury), 2552 nucleotides long. RefSeq names its product zinc finger and BTB domain containing 26 (gene zbtb26). Gene Ontology annotation, cellular component: nucleus. Gene Ontology annotation, biological process: regulation of transcription by RNA polymerase II. Lineage: Eukaryota; Metazoa; Chordata; Actinopteri; Beloniformes; Belonidae. The record is from RefSeq and is a predicted model, not a curated record. Bases 597 to 1949 code for a protein of 450 amino acids. The transcript is spliced from 2 exons. Gene Ontology annotation, molecular function: RNA polymerase II cis-regulatory region sequence-specific DNA binding; protein binding; DNA-binding transcription factor activity, RNA polymerase II-specific.